AUGUUUGCCUCGGUGCUUUUCGCUUUAGUUGUCGCUUCACAGGUAAUUCGUGCAGUACCUUCGCCGAACUCUCUAGGCUCAGAUCUCACCAUUUUAAUCAACAACGUUAUUCUUGUCCAUCAGCUGAUUCUGGCAUUAUCUCGAGACUCUGCUGCAGAUGAUUGUGCUGCACUGGGUGAGCAGCUAUGGAGUCCGCCGACAGCAACCACGAAUAUCCAACCGAAUCUUGAUUACCUGACAUACUCUUCCAAUUACUCUUCGGAUCAACAGUAUUGGAUUGCUCCACAGAACUCCACUCCAAGAGCGAUCGAUGGUCUAGGGCACAUUUGGGAUAAUUCAACACUCAGUCCCCAUUCCAGACUUCCAGCAUUUUGCACACAGUCUGCGCCGUUCUCCAACUCUUCUUUUCAAGAUCCCAGUCGACGUUGGCAAGUAACUGUUCAUUCCAACAACGAGUAUCUUACCGGAUUCCGUGAUCGAUUGAGCUUCCGCUUCCUCGGCGUUCGAUACGCUCCUCAACCAAAACGUUUUACGUAUUCGACUCGAUACGUUGGCACGGGAAGCAAUGUCAGCGCGACUUCAUACGGAUCAGAAUGUGUACAAUCUGGAGGAGGCUCCGAAGACUGCCUCUUCUUAAACAUAUGGACUCCAUAUCUUCCCGCUCACGGCGGAGCCCCAGCUAGCAAGCUGAAGCCUGUAAUGUUUUGGAUACAUGGGGGAGCAUUCACUGGUGGAACUGGUAACGAUCCUACCUUUGAUGGAGGUAAUGUCGUUUCUCGAGGUGACGUCGUGAUGGUUGCAAUCAAUUAUCAACUUUCAACUCUGGGUUUCCUGGCUCUUAAUGACGGUGUUACGAAAGGUAAUUUUGGCAUCGCAGAUCAAAUUAAUGCUCUGGACUGGGUUCGAAAAAACAUUCAAGAUUUUGGAGGCGAUCUGGACCGAAUCACCGUCUUCGGCCAAUCCGCAGGUGCGGCCUCUGUGAGAGCCCUUCUUGCCUCUCCGAAAUCGGUUGGGAAAUUCCAAGGUGCAAUCCCUCAAAGUAACCUUGGAGGAGGUGGAUACGGAACAACCUAUUCGUCAUGGCUGAGCAUUGACUCUGAGAUGACUAUGGCUGCUGAUGCAAUCCUGAGCGCCACCAACUGCUCGUCUGCUGCCUCACAGGUGGAUUGUCUACGUGCCAUUAAUGCAUCUACUUUGGUCAGUCUACCCACGGUAGCUCGGUACCUGGUCGUAGACGGGACAUACCUUACGUCCUCGGAACUGAUCGUGAAUGGUAGCGCGAAUGCUGCCCUGAAAGGUGUCCACAUCAUGGAGGGACUCAUGCGUGACGACGGAGCUGCGAUUAUCUCUUAUGUUCAGACCACAAACCUGACUACAUCUUUGAACCAAGAUGGAUUCAGUGCCGCGUCUAUCAUUCCUUCAGAUCUCUUUCCCCAACCAACUGGCACAAACACAUCCCUCGAUGUUUUCAACGUCACAUCGCGGGUGGGUACUGAUACCAUCUUUCGAUGUAUCGAUCAAGCGACCGCCUAUUCAGUGAUGUUGAACAAUGUCUUUGCACCGGACCAAUACUUCUAUGAAUUCAAUCGCUCCUACCAAACCCCAGGGUUUGAUCCAAAUGCUCCUGUCUGCGACGCACCAAAGAGCGCGGCAUACCCCAACGGUGAUCCCAACCAAGAGUAUUUCAAAUGUCACUCAGGUGAACUCUAUUUCGUUUUCGGGAAUCUCUGGUUCAAUGGUCUUCCUUUGAGGGAUUGGAAUGAUCUAACAUUUCAACAAUUUGUCCUCGAUUCCUGGACCAGUUUUGCACGAACCUACAAUCCUAAUCCCGAGCCUGGACUUUUGACCGCGAGAGGUUACACUAAUACGAGCAUGGAGAUUGAGGUGGCCGGGAUGUGGCAGCCGGUCAAGAGUGGAAUGGAGAUGAGGGAGCUGGAGUGGCCGAGUUACCAGACAGCGUUCCGGGAUGUAGAGCAAUGCGCAGCGCUUGGGUGGCCAAUCACUUAUUAUUCUGGGUAA
This is a messenger RNA of Mollisia scopiformis, 2019 nucleotides long. Its product is annotated as cholinesterase. The record is from RefSeq and is a predicted model, not a curated record. Bases 1 to 2019 code for a protein of 672 amino acids. The transcript has 3 exons. Lineage: Eukaryota; Fungi; Ascomycota; Leotiomycetes; Helotiales; Mollisiaceae.